UUUUUUUGUGCAAAUACUUGAUUUCAUUCAUUCAAUCAAAACAAACCAAAUCAAAGUACAAUGAUAGGAAUGAUUCCAAGAUCCCAAUGUUUAUAACAUGAAAAGAUAGAGUGUUCCCUAAUGCAACAUAACAAUAGAUUAGGUAGUCCGACUUGUGAUUCAUAAGCGCUUGGAGACAAAUGUUAGAAAGGAAAUUGGCACAAGCAAAUCCAUGGUGAGUCGAUAGUGACGGUUGAUUGAUUUCGUGAUGUUGAAAAAAAUUCCAAGACUUUGAUUCUUGCUUGCAUGAGACGUUUUACACAGUUUAUCAUAAAGGUAAGGAAGAUCGGUAGCUUACACAGUUUAGAAGCCAAAAGCUGAGGAUGAAAACUUGUAAAUAGAGUUCUCUUCGUAUAAGAGAAGGAGAUGGUUAGUUUCUCCAUAAAGAAACCAAUUGAAUUCAUGGUUUCUCAUUGAGCGAGGGAUAAGGAUUCGGAAGACUCUCAUAGUCGGAUAGCCUUAGCUUUGUAGCUCUAAGAAAUAGGUCGGGAUCUCUCAUGGAAGAUGCAAUAAUUUUUUGUGGGAGCUUGAUCUGAUCCGUAAAGAUGUUGGUGAUUGUGAGAUACUUGAGAUCAUUUUAAAAUAUUGUCGACCUAAAGUGAACGUACAUAGAGGAUCCAUUAUCAAAGUCGCACCACCGAUCAAGGAUCAUCAAGUUUAUGCUUUCAUAAAACGUGGCCAGAGUUGAGUUUAGCGAUAAGGUUCCUAGAUGAUAAGCGCAAGACCAAUUCAUCAAAAUCGAUUCACAUCUCAUGUCAUGUCCUCGGCCACAUAGGGUUACUCCGAAUUCUUCUUCGUGUCCCUCUCCGAUUCUCUGCACGUUGUCGCUGUUGUUUCCUCUGAAAUCGUCUCGAAUUGAAGGAUCUUGGAUCUUUUUUUUGCUGCCAUUGAUCGGUUCAUCUUUCAAAUAUGACGAUCCCUAAUUCCGAUUUCAUGAUCGAGAACGGAGUCUGUGAUUUUCCGACUACUCCUGAAGAAGAGAAACGGAUUGUAUCGGAGCUGAUUACCGAAUCGGAGGAUAAUUUGAAGGAAGGGAACUUGUAUUUUGUCAUCUCUAAAAGGUGGUAUACAAGCUGGGAGAAAUAUGUUGAGCAAUCGACAAAAGAAUAUAUAAGUGGAGAGUCCUCUGAAGCUUCAAGGCCAGGACCGAUUGAUAACCAUGAUAUUAUCGAAAGUGAAAGCGACGUUAAUGAUCCACAACUUCGUAGAUUGUUGAUGGAACGGGUUGACUACGUUUUAGUUCCUCAAGAAGUUUGGAAAAGACUUGUUGAAUGGUAUAGCGGAGGUCCUCCGAUAGAAAGGAAGUUGAUCUGUCAAGGAUUUUAUACUAGGAGUUAUAGUGUAGAGGUUUACCCACUCUGCCUUAUGUUGACGGACGGACGAGAUGAAAGUAGAACUGUAAUACGGUUGGGAAAACAGGCCUCUAUAAGGGAACUUUAUGAGAAGGUUUGUGCUUUGACAGGGGUACCACAAGAAAAGGCUCAUAUCUGGGAUUACUUCGAUAAGAGGAAAAACGGACUCUUGGAUUCUUUAUCUUACAAGAGCCUGGAAGAGUCAAGCCUUCAUAUGGACCAAGAUAUUCUACUUGAAGUUGAUGGGUCGUCUUCCUCUCAGUCUGCUAUGAGCUCGACAGGAAAUGAGUUAGCUCUGGUACCUCUGGAACCUUCCAGGUCGAGUGUUACAAUUGCUGGGGGGCCUACCCUAUCAAAUGGUCAUUCCACUACGUCCAACUUUAGUCUCUUUCCGAGAAUAACUUCUGAAGACGACGGCAGCAAUUCUUUGAGUAUUCUUGGAAAAGGAGAAAAGGGAGGAUUAGCAGGAUUGAGUAAUUUGGGAAAUACCUGCUUUAUGAAUAGCGCUCUUCAGUGUUUGGCCCACACACCUCCAAUUGUUGAAUACUUCUUGCAAGAUUACAGUGACGACAUAAAUAGAGAUAAUCCUUUGGGAAUGUGUGGUGAGCUUGCUAUCGCGUUUGGUGAUUUGUUGAAGAAAUUAUGGUCAUCAGGAAGGAACUCAGUUGCACCACGCGCAUUUAAGACAAAAUUGGCUAGAUUUGCUCCACAGUUUAGUGGUUACAAUCAGCAUGAUUCUCAAGAACUGCUUGCUUUCUUAUUGGAUGGGCUGCAUGAAGAUCUGAAUAAGGUCAAACGAAAACCUUACAUCGAACUUAAAGAUUCUGACAGUCGUCCGGAUGAUGAAGUUGCUGAAGAGCUUUGGAAUUAUCAUAAGGCCCGAAAUGAUUCUGUAAUAGUUGAUGUUUGUCAAGGCCAAUACAAGUCCACUCUGGUUUGUCCAGCUUGCGGAAAAAUAUCAAUCACUUUUGAUCCCUUCAUGUACUUGUCUGUACCUUUGCCAUCAACACUUACGCGAUCCAUGACAGUUACGGUGUUUUAUUGCGAUGGAAGUCAUCUUCCGAUGCCAUACACAGUAAUAGUGCCUAAAAAUGGAUCUAUUAGAGAUCUCAUUACCGCAUUAGGUACUGCUUGUUUAUUAGCCGAAGAUGAGAGUCUUUUACUUGCAGAGGUAUAUGACCACAAGAUUUUUAAAUAUUUUGAGAAUCCCCUGGAUUCACUGAGUUCGAUAAAAGAUGAUGAGCAUAUUGUAGCCUAUCGGUUAAAUCAGAUGCCGAAAGGAUCAGGGAAAGCAAAACUCGAAAUUCUUCAUGGAGGGCAGAAAAGGCCUAUUCUGGAGAGUGUUAGAGGCAGAGAUGUGAAGCUCUUUGGAACUCCUUUUGUGACUUAUGUCAACACAGAACCACUAAGUGGAGCUGACAUUGAUGCAGUUCUCUCUCGAUUUCUGUCGCCUCUGCACAAGGUCCAUGCCCCAUCUAAGAUUCAUAACGGAAGUGAAAAUGGCCACCUUCCUGAUGCUACUGUUGACGAAGCAUCCGAAAUUUUAUCAUCCCCAGAUACCGAGAUAGACGAUGCAUCUGAUAGAGAGUUAUCCUUCAGGAUAUUCUUGACAGAUGAACGUGGUUUGAACUUUAAACCACUGCAGUCUGAAUCUUCCAUAAGCCUGGGUAUCGCUACAAGAGUUUUAGUCGAGUGGAAUGAGGGUGAGCAUGAAAGAUAUGAUUCCAGCUACUUGAGUGAUCUUCCGGAGGUUCAUAAAACAAGUUUCUCUGCAAAGAAGACAAGGCAAGAAUCGAUAUCCCUGUUUUCGUGUUUGGAGGCGUUUUUAGCAGAAGAACCUCUGGGACCAGAUGACAUGUGGUUUUGUCCGAGCUGCAAAGAACACAGACAAGCGAACAAAAAGCUAGACCUGUGGAAGUUACCAGAUAUUCUUGUGUUUCAUUUAAAAAGGUUCACUUACAGCAGAUAUCUCAAGAAUAAGAUUGAUACGUUUGUGAAUUUCCCAGUUCAUGAUCUAGACUUGAGCAAGUAUGUGAAAAACAAGAAUGACCAGUCAUAUCUAUAUGAACUGUAUGCCGUUAGUAAUCAUUAUGGUGGACUUGGUGGUGGCCACUACACUGCCUACGCUAAGUUGAUUGAUGACAAUGAAUGGUACCAUUUCGACGACAGUCAUGUGUCAUCUGUAAAUGAAUCUGAAAUAAAAAACUCAGCUGCAUAUGUUCUUUUCUACCGAAGAGUGAGAAGUGAAACAGAGACACAAACAGUGGAGAUGUCGACUGAUAUGGAUUAGACACAAAGAGUUGAUGCAUUUUUCUCAAAGACGCAUCUGUCUCGCAUGUCAGGUGAUGACACCUCUAUUCUUUAUUGAUUUUGAAGUUGGUGGUUUGGUUGGAGGUUCUGCUUCCGGUUUAAUGAUGUUAUUAUGAUCUCUGUGGAAUUUGAGGUAAUAGGUAACGGAAAUUGUUUUGAUUUGCGAAUUUUAUAGGUGAGGGGGUAAUAUUUUUGAACAGCUUUAGAAGUGUAGAAAUAUAGAUUGAUCCUUUGUUGUGAUGUUCAACACCAAGAAGAUGUGUAUCCUUUUGGAACCCAUUGAUAUUAAUACAUAAUAUCAUAUUAUUGAGCAGACAUGCAAAAAAAAAAAGCUUAUUAAUAAUUCCCUUUUUUUUAU
Messenger RNA from Arabidopsis thaliana (thale cress), 4059 nucleotides. It is a transcript of the gene UBP10, whose product is annotated as ubiquitin-specific protease 10. The coding region runs from base 949 to 3681 and encodes 910 amino acids. Gene Ontology annotation, biological process: protein deubiquitination. The transcript is spliced from 14 exons. The record is from RefSeq and is marked reviewed. NCBI's taxonomy places the organism in Eukaryota, Viridiplantae, Streptophyta, Magnoliopsida, Brassicales, Brassicaceae. Gene Ontology annotation, molecular function: cysteine-type deubiquitinase activity.